AUGCUGAUCGCGCACCUCAUCGGCAGAUCUACGCUUCGAUCGGGACUACAGUGGGUAAAGCCGAGCUUUUUCUGGGAGAGACGACGCGGCUGGUGCUCGGACGCAGCAAAGGGGGCAGAUAUGAUUCGUAGCCGGGGUCAAAUCAAGCGGGUCCUCUGUGUGGCCGAGAAGAACGAUGCAGCCAAAGGCAUCUCUGAGAUUAUGUCCGGCGGCAGAGCCCGAAGGAGGGAAGGAUUCUCGAAGUUCAAUAAAAUCUAUGAGUAUGAGUAUCAACUUUUUGGCCAGAAUGUGACAGUGACAAUGACUUCAGUGUCAGGACAUUUGCUUGGUCUAGAGUUUAAAGCUCCUUUCCAAAAAUGGCACAGCUGCAAUCCUGUGUUGCUGUUUGACGCAGAAGUAGAGAAGUAUUGCCCAGACAAUAUGACACAAAUUAAGCGGACCCUUGAGAAGGAGGCGAAGCAGUGCCAGGCGCUAAUCAUCUGGACCGACUGUGACCGGGAGGGAGAAAACAUCGGCUUUGAAGUCAUUGAUGUUUGCAAAGCAGUGAAACCCAAUUUGCAAAUCUUCAGAGCAAAGUUUUCGGAGAUCACUCCUAACUCAAUUCGAAGAGCGUGUGAGACGCUAACCGAGCCUGAUGCUAACGUCAGCGAUGCAGUUGAUGUCCGACAGGAGCUGGAUUUGCGGAUAGGAGCAUCUUUCACUCGGUUCCAGACGCUUCGGCUGCAGAAGAUCUUCCCUGAAUCCUUGGCUAAUCAGCUGAUCUCAUACGGUAGCUGUCAGUUUCCCACCCUUGGAUUUGUGGUGGAACGCUUCAAAGCCAUCCAGGCCUUCAUACCCGAGACAUUCUACAAGAUUAAAGUGCUCCAUGAGUUAGAAGAGGACAGUGUGGAGUUCAGCUGGAAGAGAAACCGUCUCUUCCAUCACACUGCUUGUCUGGUGCUCUAUCAGAUCUGCAUGGAGAAUCCCAUAGCAACAGUCACCUCAGUAACAAGCAAACCCAAGAGCAAAUGGAGACCGCUGCCUUUGGACACUGUGGAACUGGAGAAACUGGCGUCUAGGAAGCUGAGAAUAAAUGCCAAAGAAACUAUGAAGAUUGCUGAAAAGCUUUAUACCCAAGGGUUCAUCAGCUACCCUCGCACAGAAACAAACAUAUUUCCUGCCAAUCUUCCCCUCACCCCCCUGGUGGAGCAGCAGGCACAGAGUCCAGAGUGGGGGACCUUCGCCCAACGGGUGCUGGAGCAGCCUGGGGGCCCUAACCCACGGCAGGGGAAGAACUCUGACCAGGCCCACCCCCCAAUACACCCCACCAAGUACACCAACACGCUGCAGGGUAACGAAGGACGCGUCUAUGAGUUCAUAGUCAGGCACUUCCUGGCUUGCGUAUCCCAGGAUGCUUUGGGACAGGAAACAGUGGUGGACAUAGAAAUUGCUCAAGAAAAGUUCUCCGCAUCUGGACUGAUGAUUAUUGCAAGGAAUUACCUGGAUGUUUAUCCGUACGAGCGGUGGAGUACAAAGUUGAUACCAGUGUAUGAGCAGGGCUCCCAGUUCCAGCCCUCUGCUAUUGAGAUGGUGGACGGACAGACGAGUCCGCCUCAGCUGCUCACAGAAGCCGACCUCAUAUCUCUGAUGGAAAAGCACGGCAUUGGUACCGACGCCACCCACGCGGAUCAUAUCGAGACCAUUAAGAGUCGCAUGUAUGUGGGUUUAACUGCAGACCAGAGGUUUCUCCCUGGAGAGCUCGGCAUGGGGCUAGUGGAAGGCUAUAACUCCAUGGGCUACGAGAUGUCAAAACCCAACCUCCGCGCCGAACUGGAGGCCGACCUCAAGCUGGUGUCUGAGGGCAGGAAGGACAAGCAGAGCGUGCUGCAGCAUCACAUCCAGAAAUACAAAACGGUCUUCAUAGAGUCUGUGAGGAAAGCAAAGAAGUUAGAUGAAGCCCUGUCGCCGUACCUGGGUGCAGCUCAUGAGAUCCCUGAAGUGGAGCAGCAGGACAUGGAGAUCCCGCUGCCGGUGAGGAAGUGUCCUAACUGUGGUCGGGACAUGGUGCUGAAGAAGAAGAGGGAGGGCAACAGUAAGUUCCUGAGCUGUGUUGGCUACCCAAGCUGCAAGACAGCAGUGUGGUUCCCAGACAUGGUGCUAGAGGUCAGCAGGGAUGACAGCGUUUGUCCCACAUGUCAGCCAAGCCCCAUCCACAUGCUGAAGUUUAAGUUCCGCAGAGGCACCCUGCCUCCCAUGAUGCCUCUGGAAUUUGUGGGCUGCAUUGGUGGCUGCGACGAGACGCUCAGAGAGGUUCUGGACCUCAAAUAUCUCAGAGGAGGAGGAGGAGGAGGAGGAGGAGGCCGGGGACCAGGGGAUGCUUCUGGAAGGAAUGGUGGAGGAGGAAAUAAUCCUCCAAGGCCCCCAAGACCACAGCCACCCAAAGCCCCAAACUCAAACCCCCGCCCUUCCCUUCCUCCUGUUCCUGCGUGGAACCCAGAGCCCAGAGCUCCACCGGCCGGCAGCAGCGAUGCCAUCGUCUGCAACUGCGGUCAGGACGCUCUCCUCCUGACUGUGCGUAAAGACGGUCCCAACCAGGGGCGUCAGUUCUACAAAUGCAACUCAGGCACCUGCAACUUUUUCCUGUGGGCGGAUCAGCCAAGUCAGCAGAGCAGAGGGCCCCCGCUGGCCGCUCAGAGGGCCGCUCAGCCUUCAAGGCCCUCAUUAGGGUUCGGGAACCUCUCAGGAGGCAACAGAGGGAGCGAUUCGGGCGUAGCAGGACAUGUGGGGCAGACCAUGUGCAACUGUAACGACAUGGCGGUGACCCGCACAGUGCAGAAGGACGGCCCAAACAAGGGCCGCAUGUUCCACACCUGUGGGAAGCCCAGAGACCAGCAAUGUGGCUUCUUUCAGUGGGCCGAUGAGAACGCACCUCCACCAGGAACUUCUGGUGGAGGCUUCAACGCCGGUGGAGACGGAGGAAAGAAGGGGAGGAAGGCGAUGGGAGAGGGCGCUGCCAACAGACCCCCCACCGCAAAGAAGCCUCGCAGCUGUGGCAUCUGCCACAUGCCAGGCCACACCCGGGUCACCUGUCCUCAGCGGUGACACCGAGUACGAGGAGCCUCUAUGCUGCGGCUCUUUCUGUAACGUAAAAAACAGGUCUGACUGCAGGACCAACGGAUUUCGCUUUCUCGUGAACGUGCGUCGGAGAAAGGAAUGUGAAAACUGGUUUUGGCAUCAACAUUCACAGAGAAAGAGAAAGUAAAGUUCUGUGAUUUGAUCUGAGAUUUCCUCAGAGCUGCUCUCCCCUGGAGGGAAACUCAGAGGUGGAAGUUAACCUUUUAAGGACCAGAAAAACUCUAAAACCUAAAAUAGAUGCACAUUGAACUCUUUCUAAGAGGAGGAAUUAAGCUGCACUGCUUUGCCUCUUUUCUCAUAUCAAACUGUUUGUUUCAGCAUGUGCUCCUUUACUGCUGGAGGGAGG
Messenger RNA from Cyprinodon variegatus (sheepshead minnow), 3460 nucleotides. RefSeq names its product topoisomerase (DNA) III alpha (gene top3a). Gene Ontology annotation, biological process: DNA topological change. Lineage: Eukaryota; Metazoa; Chordata; Actinopteri; Cyprinodontiformes; Cyprinodontidae. The record is from RefSeq and is a predicted model, not a curated record. The coding region runs from base 1 to 3081 and encodes 1026 amino acids. The transcript is spliced from 19 exons. Gene Ontology annotation, molecular function: DNA topoisomerase type I (single strand cut, ATP-independent) activity; DNA binding; zinc ion binding. Gene Ontology annotation, cellular component: chromosome; nucleus.